Messenger RNA from Macrosiphum euphorbiae (potato aphid), 333 nucleotides. NCBI's taxonomy places the organism in Eukaryota, Metazoa, Arthropoda, Insecta, Hemiptera, Aphididae. The record is from the annotation of a GenBank genome assembly.
AUGGUGGUACUGGAAAACCCGAUGCCAGAUCCUCUGGCCACUGGCGUCGGUCUGGUGCAGGAUGCCGCGGCAACCACCCCGUUGACCGUGGACACGACAGGAGCCGUAGCGCCGCAACACCACCAGUCGUCCGUCGGUGGUUGCCUGUCUGCUACGUAUCCUAUACCCGCGGCGGCGGCGGCCGUGGCCGGCCAAAGGCACCAUUUGAAAAUGGUGCCUAAACGGUUCAUCAACAUGCAUCAGUGGUUCAACCCGAUCGGUGUCAAGCAGAUCAAAGAGGCCAUGGUACGUGUGCGGCGCGAAUCCUUUAUACCCGAUCCGCCCCACGCUUAA